This is a messenger RNA of Strongylus vulgaris, 624 nucleotides long. The record is from the annotation of a GenBank genome assembly. NCBI's taxonomy places the organism in Eukaryota, Metazoa, Nematoda, Chromadorea, Rhabditida, Strongylidae.
GAAACUGGAAGCACUGACGAUGCUGAAGACGAGGCAAUAAAUUUACGACAGCAGCUAUCUAAAAUGAAAGAGCACUCCUCUCGGUUGAUAUCGGAGUAUAAUAAGAAAUUGAAUGAACUACGGGAGGAGAACGAUCGGCUUAAAGAAUCUCUCAGCGCCUCUCAUUUUGUAACUCAAGAAUCACCAUGCGCAAAAGAAGAUGAUUCGUCUAAUGGAAGCAACUCAAGAAAGAAUGUAGAAAUUCUUCUUGCUGAACUGGAGCUCACCUCGUCUGAACUUUCCCAAGUUCGUGAGAAUCACAAAGAAGCUCUUGAUCUUAUCUCUUCGUUGAAAAACGAGGUAUCAGAAUUAAAUGAAAAAGUAGUUGAUCGCGAUCGAAUAAUAGAAGAAGCAAGAGGACAUAUGCGCUCAUUGGAAAAGAUUUCCGAGCAAUUAGCAGAGUCAAGCAGGGAAGAGCCGAAGCAGCUUCAUGAAUUUACUUCAGAAAAUCAGCUUUAUGAGGAAGCCAGUACGCAAACCGAAGCUGCACACUGUACAAACACUGUGGGAGUCAGCACUGAAAGUAUUCAAUUUGAAGACUCUGAAAAUAUUCCUAUAUUUGCCCGGCCAGGAACCAUCAACACA